This is a messenger RNA of Bursaphelenchus okinawaensis, 855 nucleotides long. The record is from the annotation of a GenBank genome assembly. NCBI's taxonomy places the organism in Eukaryota, Metazoa, Nematoda, Chromadorea, Rhabditida, Aphelenchoididae.
AUGUCCAAACUGCUAGUAACGUUGUUCUCGAGCAGUGCGGGGGUGUUCAUCUUGGCUUAUUUGGUCACCAUGUGCUACGUGUAUCAGGAUAUGAAUUCUUUGUACGAAGACAUCAUGCUGGACAUUCGUGACUUCAGAAGCACGGCCGACGAUGCCUGGAACAAGAUGCACACGAUUCACGCGUUGCGGCCAAAAAGAAGUUCAGGAUGUGGUUGUGCUAGACAUACUUGUCCACCUGGACCACCAGGACCAGUUGGUGAAGUUGGCGAGAGAGGUGAAGAUGGUGAGAAUGGCAAAAAAGGUCGGCCUGGCGCACCUGGAGUGGCGCUAAUUGGAGACGUACCCAAAGUCGGUGGAUGUAUUCAAUGCCCGGCUGGUCGGAUUGGUCAGCCUGGUCCACCAGGGCCUUCUGGACCUGCUGGUCAAGAUGGCUAUCCUGGCAUUCGAGGCCAGCCUGGUCAAGACGCCUUCCCUGGACCAAUCGGACCAGCUGGAGAUGUGGGACCAGAAGGUAAACAAGGAUAUUCAGGCAAGGAAGGUAUUCAUGGGUUGGACGGUACUCGCGCCGUACCACAAGUAGGACCAAAAGGACCACGUGGACCGGAAGGCAAUCCUGGGCAUCCAGGUAGGCAAGGUCAAUAUGCCAAAUUUGGUGAACGAGGUCCACCUGGAGAGCAAGGUCAAGUCGGAGAGCCGGGUGAAGACGGUCGUGAUGGUCUUCCUGGUAUCGAUGGUAUUCCUGGAGGACAUGGACAAGAUGCUGGAUAUUGUCCAUGCCCACACCGUGCCAAUGGGAUCAACGGUGUGAAGCCGGAUUCGGCGCCAGGAAGCUACAGAAUGAGAUAUUUCGUCUAA